Messenger RNA from Meloidogyne enterolobii, 576 nucleotides. The record is from the annotation of a GenBank genome assembly. NCBI's taxonomy places the organism in Eukaryota, Metazoa, Nematoda, Chromadorea, Rhabditida, Meloidogynidae.
AUGGCCUAUAAAAGCAUUUUUGACUAUGAACUCACAUACCCACAAAGUGUAAAAAAUUCUUAUCUAUCUGUGGCAGGAUAUUAUGAUGAUGGGGACAAUCAAACUGAGACAAAAGUCGAAACGGUUGGUUAUGGAUACAAAUCAAGAAAGAGGUUGUUUUUGGACGAAAAUGGAAAUCCCUGUAGCGCCCAGUUCAUGUCAAAAUUGGAUGUAGAUAUAUUUAACCAGCCACGAUAUCUGGUAAAUCAAUGCGAGGUCGAUAUUGAACUCUUGCCCAACGACUCAAAUUUUUUACUGAAUACUCCCAUGGAAAAUGCACCUAAAUAUCAAAUAGAAGUAAUCGCGUGCAAACUUUACGUUAAGAAAAUUGAGCUGAUGGAUAGCUUAGCAUUUGAUAUAGCGAAAAAAUUAGAAAUAAAACCUGCUCGUUACCCUAUUAGAAAAACUUCAUUAAAAUCACUCUUCAUAAGCGAAAAUCGGACAGAAUUCAACGCGAACCUAUGGAUGGAUCAAGUACCACGAAGAAUCAUAUUAGGAAUGGUUGAUAAUAAAAGUUUUGUUGAGAUAUUUCAAUAA